Zootermopsis nevadensis is the source of this 2958-nucleotide messenger RNA. RefSeq names its product neither inactivation nor afterpotential protein G (gene ninaG). Lineage: Eukaryota; Metazoa; Arthropoda; Insecta; Blattodea; Termopsidae. Gene Ontology annotation, molecular function: oxidoreductase activity, acting on CH-OH group of donors; flavin adenine dinucleotide binding. The record is from RefSeq and is a predicted model, not a curated record.
UUGAUUGCAUUGGUGCAGUAGAAGUCUGGCCAUACUUCCUUUCUCUCCUAGCCUCUUUCUUCCAGUAGCUCUGAUGUGGCAUCUGUAGAUGGCAGUAGGUUAUACAGCUUUCAGCGCUAAAUUAAUUUAUACAUCGCUUAAAAAACAGUUAUGCUGCCCGUCUAUAUGCCAUGUAGGUGCAUUAGCAAAAUAUAAAUCUUAUAAUAAUUUUCUGCCCCCUAUGUACCUACGGAAAUCGAUACUGUGGUUAAAGCCCAAGUCACUGUAGAUAAGCCAUUUCUAAAUUUAGAUCACAAUCAAAAUAAAAAUUUCAUCUUAUAUCAUCAGAACAUUAGUGGCCUUUCAACCCAAAACUUAGAGACCACCCAGAAAGAAAAUCUCCUGGACAUAAGAGGACUUCCGAAAACUGAAGAAUUUAUAAUUUAUCUUAAAAAUGCCCAAUUAUCACAUAUUCUUUGUCUAACUGAACAUCAUUUGAAAGCACCAGAUAUCUUACAGAUAAAUUGUAGAGCUAAUACAUCUCAAACUUUGCUUAUACAAUCUUCUGAAACUAAAAUGUCAGCACAUCAGACCAUCACUACUUUAUAGAAAUCUUAGUCAUACAUUACAUAACUUGGAACAGAAUAACAGUGAGUUUGUAGUGUGUACAAAUGAAAGAGCACUGUUAGCACAGCUUUUUAUCUUUAUGAGCACUUAAGAGUUAAUUAGGGUCAACAGAUAUGUCAGAGUUCAAAGAUACUGCUUUUUGAAUCAUGAGGAGGGGAGGAAAAAUCAAUGUGUAGCCUUCAUUGUGUUGCUGCUGCUGCUAUUGUAGUAUUUAGUAAUACUGGGAAUUAAUCCUGCUGAGUUGCUUCAUGUCUCAUAUAUCUUGUUAUGGCUGUCAGAAGCCUUAUGUAUGCUCUAGUCAUAGUCACACAUUUCAGAAACCUUUUGAAGAAUUGUAGGUUGAAAACUGAACACACAAGAUGGGAAAAGUGUCAUCUCUACUGUCAAAUCAAGCAUUUUAUAUUGUUUCAGUGUAUAGUAUGAUAAUGACUCUGAUGGUUGGUGUAAUGUUGGGGCUUGUGGUCUGGUCUUCAAGAAUUAGCUCUCAACGUGGUAUUAUUGAGAUGCCAGAGUCUCACUAUGAUUAUAUCAUAGUGGGAGGUGGUACUGCUGGCUGUGUCCUGGCUGCCAGAUUGAGUGCUAAUCCUUACCAUUCAGUAUUACUGGUUGAGGCAGGAGAAUACUUCAACUGGCUCAGUUCAGUUCCUCUUGUUACACCAAUGCUACAAGGCUCCGCUCAUGACUGGGCAUAUCACACAAAGUCUCAAGUUCAUUCCUCCUGGGGACUCAAUAACCAGAGUUCAGCAUGUCCACGUGGUCGUGGGCUAGGAGGCACUGGGCAGAUGAACUACAUGUUACAUUAUACAGGGAGUGAAGAAGAUUUUUCUCGUUGGGAGGAUAGUGGGGCAACUGGGUGGGGGCUGAGACAAUUACAGCCCUAUGUGUCAAAGAUGUUAGGUACAGAGUAUCAAUGCAUUGCAAAGCAGCCAUACUGCCUCAACAGUUAUCAGAUCCUCCUCAUGUCUGCAGCAGGUCUGCACACUACCUCACUUCAUCAAAAGAGUCAAAAUAACUGCAAAAGAGUUAAGGCCCAGCCUAGGAUGCAUAUUUCACAUGUAGAUGUUGGCAACUCUGUGCUUGGAAAAGCAUUCAUAGAUGCUGGUAAUGAACUAGCAAUGGCAUUCAAGGGUCUCAGUUUCUCUACAGUUCAGAGCACGGUGUACAAAGGGCAACGCUGGAGCAGUCUGGAUGGAUAUCUUCGCCCUACAUUAGGACAACACAACUUAAAAGUGCUGUUGAACACCCGAGUUACUAAGGUGGUGUUUGAUAAUGCAAGAGUAGUGCAAGGAGUGGAACUGAGGAUGUCAGGUGACUUGUCCACAAAAUUUGUUAGAAGUCGUAAAGAAGUUGUGUUAAGUGCUGGUGCCAUCAAUACACCACAUAUCCUACUCCAGUCAGGAGUUGGGCCACAGGCUCACCUACAUAAAUAUGGGAUCCCAGUUGUGUCAGAUCUUAACGUUGGCUUCAACCUACACGAUCAUCUCAAUAUGCCUCUGUAUGUGAGCUUGGAAACACCAGUCAGUGUCACAAUCAAUAAGGUUCAGCAAGUACAUCAAUUUUGGGAUUACAUGAUUCAUGGAAAAGGGUUAUUAGCCUCUUCAGGUCUUGUUGGUGUGGGCACAGCAGAAACAGAUCUUGGACUUUUACUCUUUGGUUUUGGCUCCACAGACGAAAAGAUAUUCCGAGAUAUUGCAAACUACAAACAAGAGACAUUCCACGCCCUCUUUCCAUUUAGCCAUAACAAGACACAGGAAGGCUUUGUACUCUUGGCUUCCUGUCUACUACCUUCCAGCAGAGGUAUUGUAACACUAAAUGAUGCUGAUCCAUCUAAUGAACCUGUAAUAGACCCUCAGUACCUGCAACAUCCCCAUGACAUAGCAUGCAUGAUUCGCGCUGUGAAACUGGCUAUAAGCUUGUCUUCAAGCCAGCCUUUCCAGCAUCUGGGUGCCAAACUUCAUCUCCCUCAGCUGGAAGAAUGCCAGCACUUAGAAGUGGAUCCGCAAAACCAGUCAUACUUGGAAUGUAUAAUUCGCACUGCAGCUAUCACAGGCUAUCAUCCUGGUGGUACCUGUAAGAUGGGAAGUCCUCAUGAUAAAACAACUGUUGUGGAUCCACAACUGAGAGUGCGAGGUUUGCAUGGUCUCCGUGUCAUGGAUGCCAGUGUAAUGCCGACACCAGUUUCAGGUCAUCCAAACUCUAUACUCAUUGCUAUGGCUGACAGGACUGCAGAUCUUAUACUAAGACACUGAUAUUUCUUAAAAAGCAUGAAUUUGAACUGUGUAAUUUAAGUGAAAUAAAUGAACAAUAAAGUAUUAUAAUAAUUUAAAAUAAAUCCACUGAAUGUGUUACUGA